This is a messenger RNA of Osmerus eperlanus (European smelt), 1124 nucleotides long. Its product is annotated as protein kish-A. Bases 134 to 352 code for a protein of 72 amino acids. Lineage: Eukaryota; Metazoa; Chordata; Actinopteri; Osmeriformes; Osmeridae. The record is from RefSeq and is a predicted model, not a curated record. Gene Ontology annotation, biological process: intracellular transport; protein secretion. The transcript is spliced from 4 exons.
UUUAUCAUGUUGCCUGACAAGCCCGACAUAUUCAAGUCUUAGCCAAUCACAGACUGCCUCCCUUCAGCCACGCAUUACGUAAAUUCCAGGGACUACGGGGAAGUGUGAUGUGGCGUUGAGAAAACCAACAACAAUGUCUGCCAUUUUCAACUUCCAGAGUCUGCUGACAGUGAUUCUGUUGCUCAUCUGUACAUGUGCUUACCUGAGAGCCCUAGCCCCAAGUUUGCUGGACAAAAACAAGACGGGGCUCCUGGGGAUUUUCUGGAAGUGUGCCAGAAUAGGUGAACGGAAGAGCCCCUGGGUGGCCUGUUGCUGUGUCGUCAUGGCGUUCAGUAUCUUGUUUGUACAGUAGUGUAACGCACAGCGGAAGGAUGUGAAAAGGGAAGAACCGAGAGAGACCACGGACAUAACGAUCCAAGAAGCACAGCCGAAAAUCCAGUUUCAGUCACCUGGACAGUGGGGGGGAGACCCAUCACGGCCACAAGUCAUGGUUAUGUCGAGAGGUGGCGAGAGGGGGUGGUUCUUUGUAUGGGGGUGGGGCCAGGGGUGUUGUCGUUGCCCCACAGUGUGAGCGACUUUCACCAUGGAUUCUGUUGUGUCAGGGCAGUGUUUACACCAGUCAUGUUAUGUAGGACCAAUGUUUCCUCUUCUGAAUCAAGAAAACAAACUGUCUCCCUGUCUUUUGGGGGGCGGGGGUGGUCCAAGCAAUUCACGCAUCUGUCUGUUGUUCUUAAACCUCUUUUGUAACACUUUUUUUUUAAACAUCGUCAUCAACUAAGUAAGCCCUAUCCAAUAUGUAAGAUCUGUAAUGUCUAAUAAUCAGCUAUUAUCAAUUUCACAAGUCAUUUUGUGUCUGGAAAUGGAAAUGCGUGAGAGUCGAUGUGAUUUCGCCGUCAGCUUGCUGUAUCUAGUGUGGACUGGGAGGUAUCUGUUGUGUAUUUAGGAUACUCGUUUGCAGUGAUGAUAUACUUGGAUGUCGGUGAGGAUUCCGGAUCGAACGAGCUGGUUGCAACCAGCCGAGCGGCUUCAUUCAUGUCUUAAUGUUCACCUCAGAGAGCAGUGGUGGUUUUUACAAUGUGUCAUUUUGGCGCUAUUUAUUAAAUAACCAUUUUUUUUAAAUUCUC